GUGCUGAUGCGCUGGAAGGGGCCACUUCACACCUCGGGCUUGGGAUAAAGCUGCAGCCAGCCUCAGACGGGCCUGCGCCUCCGCUGCCAUGGCCCAGCCCCUGUGCCCGCCGCUCUCGCUCUCCGAGACCUGGUUCCUGUCCACAGACUGGGGCCCUGCCCGCCCGCUGCCGCCGUCUGAUAGGGGUCCCGUCUGCUCCCCUGCCUCGUCUCCGGACUCGUGGGGCAGCGCCCCGACGGGCAGUCGGGUGCCAAGCCCAGCCCGCCCGUGCACCCGCCAGUGCGUCCGCUCAGCCCCGCGUGCCCCGACCGCAGGAAGGCGACUGGGCAGCUGGCAGCGGCGGAGCGCCAGCGAGCGCGAGAAGCUGCGCAUGCGCACCCUCGCCCGCGCCCUGCACGAGCUGCGCCGCUUCCUGCCGCCGUCGGUCGCGCCUGCCGGCCAGAGCCUGACCAAGAUCGAGACGCUGCGCCUGGCCAUUCGCUACAUCGACCACCUGUCGGCCGUGCUGGGCCUCAGCGAGGACAGUCUGCGCGCGGACGCGGCGUCCCCUCGGGGCUGUAUGCUCUGCCCAGACCGCGACUCCACGCAGGCACAGACGCGGGAUCCCGGACCCCACCUGGGCUCUGCCUCCAGCGCGGGACCGUGCUGGGGGUCCCCGCCCGCGUGCCCCGCGCUGGGGGUCGCUCUGGAACCGCGCGCCCCGCCAGUUUUGUGCCUCGAGGCGGCUAGUCCGCAAGGGCAGAGAGUAGACCCGAACCCAUCCUCUCCGCUCUUUUCCAGCGAAAUGCUGACCCUGCUGGAGACCUGGAUGCCUCUCUCACCGCUGGAGUGGCCACCGGCCUGAGGAGUCCAGAUGACAGACAACGGGCUCCCCAUCAGAGCACCGAGGUUUUUGUUUUUGUUUUUGUUUUUUGCCCCAGCACCUUUAAAGCGGACAGCCUUUCCUGAAAGAGGCACCAGGCACCGGCGACUCUGGCAUGGCACUCCUCGGGGAAGGGAGCCUGUCCUCACGUAGGAUGACCCGUCCCAUCCCCUUUUUUGAAGGAAGGACUCAUAGGGUAGAUGCUCCGAUGCAGGCAGGAGCACUGCCUAGCAUGUAUUUAUUUAUUUGUGAAUAAACUAUUUGUGCUGGUGUCAC
Molecule: messenger RNA, 1138 nt
Organism: Sciurus carolinensis (gray squirrel)
Lineage: Eukaryota; Metazoa; Chordata; Mammalia; Rodentia; Sciuridae
Gene: Mesp1
Product: mesoderm posterior bHLH transcription factor 1
Exons: 2
Coding region: 89-844 (251 amino acids)
Biological process (GO): mesoderm formation; somite rostral/caudal axis specification; heart morphogenesis
Cellular component (GO): nucleus
Molecular function (GO): DNA-binding transcription factor activity, RNA polymerase II-specific; protein dimerization activity; RNA polymerase II cis-regulatory region sequence-specific DNA binding
Source: RefSeq, a predicted model, not a curated record